UUUUAGGAGGAGAUUUUCCGUAAAUUAUCACAUUGAACCGAUGUAACUGAUUCCUUCAUGUAUCGAUCACUUUAUUUGGGCGACAUUAGAGAUGACCAAAGUGAUGUUCAACAACUACAAACGCCCACUUUGAAUCAAAGAAAAACGAGUGAUUUUCUACUUAUUCAAGUAAACAAGCUUUCUGCCGAAGACCGUGAAUUGCUAUGCGAAACGUUUAACUUAAUUGAAAAGGAUUUAGUAUCGAAUGGUCUCAGAAUAUUUCUCGA
Messenger RNA from Loa loa (African eye worm), 266 nucleotides. RefSeq lists its product as hypothetical. The record is from RefSeq and is a predicted model, not a curated record. The transcript is spliced from 2 exons. NCBI's taxonomy places the organism in Eukaryota, Metazoa, Nematoda, Chromadorea, Rhabditida, Onchocercidae. The annotation marks the transcript as partial.